GAGAGGGGAGGCUUGGAGAAGGCAGCAGCAGGCACAGCCCAGAGGUGCAGUCCAGCAUCGUGCACUUCCCCUGCCGCCAACCCCCCACAGACCAGCCCUCAGCCAUGAUCAGGAGAGGCUCCCAAGUGAUCACAAGGCUUGGCCACACCAGAGCCCUCCCAGGGCCCUUCUGUGUCCUGCCCAGACUUGAUGUCGCCUCUGUGUACAGCUCCUCCACAGAUGCCUUGAUCUCCCAAUUCUGUCUGGGAAAGGAAGGCCUGAAAGACUACGCCGUUCCCAAUGCCAGCUGGUGUCCGGAUAUGCUGAGCCUGUACCAUGAGUAUCUGGAGAAGACCAAGUCAGACGGCUGGUUCAAACUGCCCUCCUUCAAAUCCAACCGAGAACACAUACAGGGAUUCCAGCUCCCAUCUGCAUUCAAAGUGACCUCAGACAAAAAGGACUGGCGCAACUUCACCAGGGGCAUCCAAGUAGAAGGGCAAGGUUACGAGUAUGUCAUCUUCUUCCAACCCACUAAGAAGAAGUCUGUUUGUCUUUUCCAACCAGGCCCCUUCCUGGAGGGGCCUCCAGGAUUUGCUCAUGGAGGGUCCCUGGCAGCCAUGAUGGACGAGACCUAUUCCAAAACGGCCUACCUGGCUGGGGAGGGGCUGUUCACACUGACCCUCAACAUCAAGUUUAAGCACUUGAUCCCCGUGGGCUCCCUGGCUGUUCUGAACGUGGAAGUGGACAAGAUCGAGGACCAGAAGCUUUACUUGUCCUGUGUCACCCAGAGCCAAGACCAGCAGACACUCUACGCCAAGUCCUCUAGUGUUUUCAUUCGGCUGCCGCUGGAAAAAGAGUCACCCCAGUGAGGGUCACUGCGCCAUCAGGAGAGCCUCCCGCAAGCCUGCCAGGGCCCCCUCGCCAAGCAGGGAACUUGUGCUAGGAACGGGCUGGCAACUUGGAGGGGAGGCACUUUCCUAGGAGUCAAAUAAAGUCUUGCAAUCCC
This is a messenger RNA of Ochotona curzoniae (black-lipped pika), 985 nucleotides long. RefSeq names its product thioesterase superfamily member 5 (gene THEM5). The coding region runs from base 105 to 848 and encodes 247 amino acids. Gene Ontology annotation, biological process: long-chain fatty-acyl-CoA metabolic process; cardiolipin acyl-chain remodeling. NCBI's taxonomy places the organism in Eukaryota, Metazoa, Chordata, Mammalia, Lagomorpha, Ochotonidae. The transcript has 6 exons. Gene Ontology annotation, cellular component: mitochondrial matrix. The record is from RefSeq and is a predicted model, not a curated record.